This is a messenger RNA of Penicillium psychrosexuale, 951 nucleotides long. RefSeq lists its product as uncharacterized. Lineage: Eukaryota; Fungi; Ascomycota; Eurotiomycetes; Eurotiales; Aspergillaceae. The transcript has a single exon. The coding region runs from base 1 to 951 and encodes 316 amino acids. The record is from RefSeq and is a predicted model, not a curated record.
AUGGCUUGUGUAGUCAAGAUCCUGGAUGAUCCUGUCAGGGACUCAAUCACACAAGUGGACGCAAACACAUGGCUUAUCGGUCCCCUCAAACUCCAUCGAUCAAAGGGAUAUUCCGAUACAUCUACCUGGUACGACCAAGAAGACGAUCUCAGUUACACUGUCACCAACGCACCUAUCGGAUCUCCGCCCCCAACCGUGCCGUUGCCAGCGGAUGAUCCGACAAUCAAAUUGGUGUAUGAUGCUGGGGAUGGCUCUGCUGUCUGGUCUGUAGGAAACAGCGCGUUUUGCAAGGUCAAACUAUCUGAACCGGGUAUAACACCAGAGGCGGCAAUAUUGGCAUUCGUCGAUAGGCUCGUCUGUGAGAAGAAGCCUGGUUUUGAGGUCCCUAAGCUCCUACACCAAACAGAAUACAAAGACCGGUAUUGUCUGUUUCUAAGCAGAGUUCAAGGUCGAACUCUCGGAGAUGCUUGGCCUACCCUAGACGAAAAAUGGAGACAUCACUACGCAAACGCCGUAGUGGAUGUGUGCAAGUUUCUCGCGAGUCAGGAAUGUGAGGAAUUUCGUGGUGUGGACGGGAAGAACGCCCUUGAGCCGUUUCUCGUCAAAUCCGGCGCGGAAGAGGAAUACUCUCCUGAUAAUCUCCGGCAAAUUUGUAUAUCAAUGGGUAUGGACUGCUCAAAAUUUGUGUUCUACCAUGCCGACCUCGGUUCUAGCAACAUCAUAGUGGAGGAUAUCCCAAAAACUGGCACUAUCGGUGUUAUUGAUUGGGAGCUUGCUAGCUAUUUUCCAAGGGGAUGGAUUCGAACCAAGUUUCGACUAAGCAGUGGAAUGAAUCUUGAAGAUUCAGCUACGGACAAGCCAACUGAGUGGAGAUCAAGGGUUAGCGUGUUGCUUGGAGAGAACGGGUUCGAAGACUAUGCAUCGCAAUGGUUGUCCCGGUUUAAUUGCUAG